UUGUAGUUCAUGGAAAACAGAAAUUCCGGGUUACUGCUCUUGCAUUCAUUAACUUUCCGAUCUGCCCCCAAGACUUUAUUUUCUGGCUGUUUGCUUGUUUGGCUAGAUAUUGUGCUGUAUACCAUACUGGCCCUUGUUUUCCAGAAGUGCUUCAUAGAGAGGACACUAUAUUGCAGAAGACAAAGCUGAAUACUUUGGGUAAUGAUAACUGAAGAUGACAGCCCUCUGGCGAGUAUGCUGCAAUAAAAAAUCCAUAUCUAAGAAUGGAAACACUGAAACGGACAGUAUGGCAGACUCAAAAGAAAAAAUGCAGAUGAAAAAACAAAUUACUUUACUAAAUGGAGUUUCUUUAAUCGUAGGGAACAUGAUUGGCUCUGGAAUAUUUGUGUCCCCUAGAGGUGUUUUAAUGUAUAGCGCUUCCUAUGGACUCUCUCUAGUCCUCUGGGCUCUUGGUGGGAUCUUUUCACUGUUUGGAGCUUUAUGUUAUGCUGAAUUGGGAACAUCCAUUGUUAAAUCUGGAGCCAGUUAUGCCUAUAUCCUGGAAGCAUUUGGUGCCUUUGUGGCCUUCAUCAGACUGUGGUCUUCCUUGCUGAUUAUUGAACCAACAACUCAGGCAGUGAUAGCAAUCACAUUUGCUAACUAUAUUGUUCAACCAAUUUUUCCGCAUUGCGAGCCACCGUAUGACGCAGUCAGGUUGAUUGCAGCUGCUUGUAUUUGUUCCUUAACAUUUAUUAAUUGUGUUAAUGUGAAGUGGGGAACCCGGGUACAAGAUGUCUUCACAUACGCAAAAGUUAUGGCUCUUCUCUUGGUGAUAUCUGUUGGCCUUUAUAAAAUCAGUCAAGGAGGAACAGAAAACCUUAGAGCAGCAUUUGAGGGUUCAGCAACAAACCCAGGAAUGAUCGCACUGGCUCUGUAUUCUGCCCUCUUUUCCUACGCGGGAUGGGACACUGUGAAUUAUGUCACUGAGGAAAUGCAGAAUCCUGAGAGGAAUCUACCUCUUUCUAUUGCAAUUUCAAUGCCUAUUGUGACUAUCAUUUACUUGCUGACUAAUGUAGCAUACUAUGUAGUGUUGGACAUGUCAGAUAUCCUCACAAGUGAUGCAGUGGCUGUGACAUUUGGCAAUGAAACCCUUAGUUAUGCUAAAUGGAUUAUUCCUAUAGCAGUGGCCAUGUCUUGCUAUAGUGGGUUAAACUCAUCAAUAAUUGCAGCUUCUAGGCUUUUUUACGUUGGAGCCAGAGAAGGACACCUCCCUGACAGUCUGAGCUUGAUUCAUAUCGACCGUUUCACACCAGUUCCCGCUCUUCUCUUUAAUGGUUUAAUGACUUUGCUUUAUCUCCUUGUGGAAGAUGUUUUCCUUCUCAUUAAUUACUACUGCUUCAACUACUGGCUCUUUGUGGGUCUAUCUGUUGCAGGACUAAUAUAUUUGAGAUAUACUCAGCCUCGUAGACCACGGCCUAUUAAACUUAACCUCUUCUUCCCCAUAGUGUACUGUCUGUGUUCCCUUUUCCUGAUCAUAGUUCCUCUCUACAGUGACACAGUCAAUUCCCUUAUUGGGGUUGGUAUUGCCCUCUCAGGCAUUCCUGCUUAUUACUUGGGAGUCUAUCUGCCAAUUGAAAAAAGACCUAAAUGUCUACAGUGGCUCUCUGCUACAACAACAAAAUACACACAGAUGCUCCUCUACUGUGCUCUGACGGACCUGGACAUAGAUAUGGAGCCUACAGAAGUUAAGAGGAAAUAGGGUUGUCUCGACGAUUCCUCUCUGGGGUGAUUUCUGUAAUCCGAUGUUCUCCCCAUACGUUCAGUUACACUAAAGCACUAACCAUUGUACUGUGUGUCAGUUUGAUGUCUGUUAAUUUGUGCUUGUUUUAUAAACCCCUUCACUGCUGAAGGCACUUGCCAGUCCCUGCUUACAGGAAUUUUUUAAAAUUUUCUGUUUGGUAGUAGUGAUUAAAUGGCUUAUUGAAUAACCCUUUGAAACUUAUAAAGCACUGUGUGAACAAACACUUAUUAAUACAUAACUGCUAAGUAUUAAGUUAAUUCCAAAAGCUUAUUAAAAAGUAUUACGUCUGGUUAGAAUCCUAAGAAAUCAACUGAUGAAUAUAGCAAAAGACAGACCAGAUAUUUACAAGAUUCAAAACCAGAGAGAGGGAAAGAAAGGCAGAGGGAAAAUGGCUGAGCCAGUAUAGCAUAACAGCUAUUAACUUUCCUGGGAACAGAUUAGGUUUCAUCCUCCUAUUUAAAUGCCUGGAGCCAGGAAAUAGGAAGGACUAUAAAAGCCAAAUAGAGUUUGAUACUUUCUUCUGACCCAAAGUUACAUUCCUAACUUCCUGGAAGCGAGGGCCUUAGUAACUUCGCCUGUCUUCAUUGAUUCUUUCCUUUUGGGGAAUGUGCUUUACCCUUCUGUUUGUCACAUCUACCUUAUCCUACUCAAGAUUACCCCUGUGUCUCUAUACUUGAUCUACUUUUCAAUAAAAAAUGCAACACAAAGAAAAAAGCGA
Dromaius novaehollandiae (emu) is the source of this 2498-nucleotide messenger RNA. RefSeq names its product Y+L amino acid transporter 2-like. Lineage: Eukaryota; Metazoa; Chordata; Aves; Casuariiformes; Dromaiidae. Gene Ontology annotation, cellular component: membrane. Gene Ontology annotation, biological process: amino acid transmembrane transport. The transcript is spliced from 10 exons. Bases 215 to 1738 code for a protein of 507 amino acids. Gene Ontology annotation, molecular function: L-amino acid transmembrane transporter activity. The record is from RefSeq and is a predicted model, not a curated record.